Messenger RNA from Ambispora leptoticha, 1044 nucleotides. NCBI's taxonomy places the organism in Eukaryota, Fungi, Glomeromycota, Glomeromycetes, Archaeosporales, Ambisporaceae. The record is from the annotation of a GenBank genome assembly.
AUGGCGAAUGAAUAUGUUGAGGGUAUAGAACUUUCUGAUCCUAAAAAUAUUUCUACACUUAACCCUGACGCUGCUAACCCCGAGGAAUUAAAACGUAUAAUAAUUGGAUUGACUAAACUUGAAGGAAAUUGGGUAUCGUCAGAGUCUUAUACGCUCAAUUUAAGUCAGUCUCCGUUAAGUGAACUAGACAGCCAUAACUUAUUCACGAAAAAUAUUGAAGGUCUUUGGGAAUCUCCGACGUUCAAAACAUUCAAAACGCUACUUGACAAUUAUCAUGCUUCGCGUGGUAUUAACGAAGAAUUUACCAAACUGCAAGAAAAGGAAAUCGACGACUUUAUUAGAGCCAUUUAUCUUACUAAACCUAUUCAAUAUAUUUUUAAGGCCCUCUACGAUCAGUUCAAGUACAAAGGCACUCAUACACAAAGAGCAUCUGAAUUUAAACGUAUGCUUAGAAGAAUUUGGUUCAAUUUACGCAGUUCUGGAGAGGUUGAUAAUAAGAAUAUAAAGGAUACAAGUGCUUUUGAACACAUUUUUCUUGGAGAAAUAAAGAAGACAGGAGCAACAGGUCUUCAUAAUUGGCUUAGCUUGAGUUAUAUCCAAGCAAGUGCAGAUGAUAAAACCAUUCCAGGACAUCAAGAAUUCGGUGAAGAUAAAGCACUAAAAAGCAAAAUUAUAUAUAAUGGAACUAAAGCUCCAGACGACUUUCUUGGAUACAAAGCAGCUGAAAAGGAUCCCGUCAUUUCAAUUACUUUUGAUUAUGUUCUGAUGAGGGCGGACAAAACCGAAGCUAUAAAAGAAAAGAAGAAGUUAUCUACUCUUUUUAUGGGCACGACACCAGAAUUCGAAAUAGCUUUGUAUACGUUGUUUGCACGCUACUAUAAGAAUUCCAAGAAUUUCAAUGGAGUAGUAAAUGAUAUUUUUAUUCCACCCUACAGAAUAGAUAUCCACCUAAUAAAAUCCGGUGGGAAAAUUGUGACUGCAUUUCCAGCUAUAAAGGGAAGAAUGCCAUCCACCGAAAAAAAUAUUAUGGCUGCACACCUUUAA